AUGCCAGCAUCCCAGCCACGGUCCAGGGCAAGAGACAGGAACAAUGUCCUCAACAGGGCUGAGUUCCUCUCCCUGAACCAGCCCUUGAAGGGGAACCAGGAGAACAGGAGCUCCAGCAGAAAGCAGAGCAGCCAGGCCGGGGCAGCCGGUGCCCAGAACACCAACCCCAAGGAGCGGAGGCAGUCGCAGCAGCUGCCCGAGGAGGAUUGCAUGCAGCUCAACCCCUCCUUCAAGGGAAUCGCCUUCAACUCGCUGCUGGCCAUCGAUAUCUGCAUGUCCAAGAGGCUGGGAGUGUGUGCCAACAGAGCCUCCUCCUGGGGUGGUGCUCGCUCCAUGAUCAACCUCCUGGGGAUAACGGGGCACGGCAUCCCUUGGAUUGCGGGUACGCUCAUCUGCCUGGUGAAGAGCAGCACGCUGGCAGGCCAGGAGGUCCUCAUGAACCUGCUGCUAG
Messenger RNA from Acanthisitta chloris (rifleman), 451 nucleotides. RefSeq names its product phosphatidic acid phosphatase type 2 domain containing 3 (gene PLPP7). The transcript has a single exon. NCBI's taxonomy places the organism in Eukaryota, Metazoa, Chordata, Aves, Passeriformes, Acanthisittidae. The annotation marks the transcript as partial. The record is from RefSeq and is a predicted model, not a curated record.